Molecule: messenger RNA, 798 nt
Organism: Trichosurus vulpecula (common brushtail)
Lineage: Eukaryota; Metazoa; Chordata; Mammalia; Diprotodontia; Phalangeridae
Product: extensin-like
Exons: 2
Coding region: 1-798 (265 amino acids)
Source: RefSeq, a predicted model, not a curated record
AUGCAGAGCAGUCCCAAACCAGUUUUCAGGCCGUUCCGGCCGGUCCGCAUACCCCGGCACAGUCGCUGCGGAGGCUCUCUUGGGGCACCCUGCCACCCACCUUCCCCCAGGGCAUUCUCGGUAGAUGCCAGUCCCUCUACACCCACCAUCAAACCUCCAGUCACUUCUUGGGAAGCCCUAGGCGCCCCCAAGGAGUGGCUGCGGGGUAACCGAAGCUCCGACUCCAAACUUCGGACCCCACCCCCAACCCUUCCCACCGUCCGGGUUUCCAAGGCAGCCCCGGUACCCAUCGUCGCGGCUACUAAAACUCCAGUUCCAGAACUCUCUCCCCACCCCCACCCCCCACCUCCAACCCCAUCGCCUUCCCCCUGGUUAAGGAAGGGCCGAUUCCAAACUCCAGCCCCAAGUCCCUCCACCACCCACCCCGAAUCUCUCCCAAUCACCUGGGUUACUGAAGCUCCAUUUACCGCCCCGCGCCCCCAUUCCCCACGGCUCCCGCCCCCGAAGCUCCUGUUCAGACCCCCUCCCCCCAGCCCCGUUCUCAUCCCCAGGAUUUAUAGACACCCCAGUUCCAAACCUCAGAUCCUCCCUUCCCCCGCCCCCAUCCCCAUAGCAGGUCUCCUGGGUUACCGAGGCUCACUUUCCAAACUCCAGGCCUCCCUCUCCUCCCGGUCCCUAGCUCCACGGUCGCGGCCCCCCACAGCCCAUCUCUACGGUACCUGGAGCCACGGACACAUGCACCGGAGCCGCCCUCCGGUUUCUGCCAGGCCUGAUGGGGAUCCCGGGCUUUGUCGCUGA